Molecule: messenger RNA, 2547 nt
Organism: Darwinula stevensoni
Lineage: Eukaryota; Metazoa; Arthropoda; Ostracoda; Podocopida; Darwinulidae
Source: the annotation of a GenBank genome assembly
GAAGACUUCCAGUUCUUGAAGUUUUCCAGCUGUGAACAGAAGACUCUGCUCUCUGCAAAUAUUCCAAACAUAUCUUUGGAGUGCUUGAAGAAGGUCAGAUCAGAAAAUUUGCUGACCAACAGCAGGACCGUGCUCAUGCGACAAGAUGAUUGCUGGCUCGUGCUGCAACUCUGUCUCGCACAGUAUUACAAAGAGAAAUGGGGAGAGUUCAAGGCCCCAGUCAGUGAUUUGUUGGACUUCCUGCAAGAGGUAGAUAGGAGGAAGCGAGGGAUCAUCAUUUCUCAUGACAGUGGUCUCAUGGAAAUGCAUGAUGACCUGUAUAAGCGAUACGAGGAGUUCCUGCAUGCAUCCAAUGUUACUGAUAUUUUUAGCAUUUGCCAUCUUGCAAAGGAAACAUUCAGGGAUAAAGGCCUAAGUUUGUUGUUCAAAGAAGACAAAAAAAUCUGUCUGUUGGGUAUGCCAAGCCCACACGAGGUGGAAUUGGCUCGUUGCAUGUUCGAGCAUGCAGUGCAGGAGGUAUACGUUACCCGAUUUGACGAAUUGGAAGAAUCGGACCUAGAGACCAAGUGCAUGUCUUGGGAUGCGUUUAUAUCAAAGGCCUCGAGCAAAGGCAGCCCAAAGUCCUCAGCGUCUCGAGUUCACACCCAGAAACUCGUCUUCUCGUACCUGAGACUCCUGGUCAAUUCGCGGGAUGAGAUCGCCCUGGCGACUCUUCUCAGCAGCCCUGGCUUCCAGGUCACUCAAGAAGGUUUCAUAUCCAUCAAGAGGGUAGCCAAGAAUAAGAACAUGCCAAUGUUUCAGACAAUCACAUCGCACAUCAUGCGAAUUCGACUCGGCAGCAAAGGCUACGCUCCCGACAAAGAUUGUCCACUCCAGGCUCAUCUGAAACCGCUCUCAGAUUUUAUUUCCUUCUUUGAGACCUUGCAACUUGUCAUUGAGGAGGAACCUGAUCCAAUCAAAGCUGUGAACCAGCUGCUGAGAAAGGUCCAGGGGAGCCUGGUGAAGUCAAUGGGACCCAGGUUUCGAGUCACAGUGGAAAGCGUGAUCGAAGACCUGAAAUCACAGCUCAUAUUGCUCAUGAGGGAUGUGACCCAGGCUGGAGGCAAAGAGUCACCAAGGAGCAUCUCAGAUGGAGCAACUAUUGCAGGCAGACUAACCCUGAAGAUUAAACUCUUCUGGUCGUAUUCUGAAAUUCACCUCAAUGAACAGGUGUUGAGGGCUCUUGUGGACAUCCUGAGCUGUGAGCCAUCUCCUCUUUCCUUGCUGCAGUCCCUUGAUGAACUGAAGUCCACACAGAGCACUCCGAUCCGGCCCUCUCUCCUUUCGUGGUUCAGGUCUCCAGAGGAAGAGCAAGACCAAGAGGAGAACAACACAGUGGAGGUGGAUGAGAUGAGCCUCCCCCUCAGAGAGAGGCUGGAGAAGCGCUUCCCCGGCUCUCGACCUGAUUCCAACCCCUUUCCCAGGUCCAAGUCAUGCAUGGAUUGGGCGUCGCCGUCGGCGCUGAUGCCACUGGAGAACCUCCCGUCGCCCGGCCCGAGCACUCCCGUCAGGGCUCCGCCGCUCAAGCUGGGAGGGAAGAGAAGCCUGGAAGCGGAAGACGAGGAAGAGAGCAGGAAGGAGAACGACGAGGAUGCGAGGUGCAAGGGCCGUCGAUCCCUCAUUCGGGAGUACUCCAGUGCGGAUGAUCCGGAGGUCGCGGGCGAUAAGGCGAGGAAGAGGAAAGCCCCAGAGAAGAGCAAGAAGAAGGGGAAGCAGGAUGCUCCGCUGACAAAGGGGCAGACGACUCUCAUGCGGUUUUUCAGUACCCAGAGUGAAAUGGCUCAGAGUAAACUAAACGAUUGGGCCAGCAAGUUCACAAAAGGUGGAGGACCCCCAAGAGGUGUGGGAACAGGAAUCAAGUUACUUGCUGUUUUUGGUGCUGCAGCUUAUGGUGUUUCUCAGUCCUUCUACACUGUGGAGGGAGGUCACCGAGCAAUCAUCUUCAGUCGUCUCCAUGGAGUUCAGAACGACAUCUUUGCUGAGGGACUCCACUUCAGAAUACCCUGGUUUCAGUAUCCCAUUAUCUAUGAUAUACGAGCCAAGCCGAGGAAGAUCUCUUCACCGACGGGGAGCAAGGAUCUUCAAAUGGUGAAUAUCUCUUUGCGAGUGUUGGCCCGACCAAAGGCCAGUGCUCUGCCUAUUAUGUAUCGCCAGCUUGGUCUGGAUUAUGAUGAACGGGUACUCCCCUCCAUCACGAAUGAGGUUCUCAAAAGUGUGGUUGCCAAGUUCAAUGCUUCUCAACUCAUCACUCAGAGGCAGCAGGUGUCCUUGUUGAUCCGAAGGGACUUGAUUGAGAGAGCAAAAGAUUUCAACAUCAUCCUUGAUGAUGUGUCCAUCACUGACCUUACUUUUGGCAAGGAAUACACCCAAGCUGUGGAAGCCAAGCAGAUUGCGCAACAAGAAGCACAGAGAGCAGCCUUUGUUGUGGAAAAGGCCUAUCAGGAACGACAGCAGAAGAUUGUUCAAGCAGAAGGAGAAGCGCAAGCUGCCAAAAUGAUAUCCUUUUAG